AAUGUUUUCCGGUGUCUUAGUUUCCCCCCGGUGGGGUUUUGUCUGCCCACCGGCAGCGGAAUUUGUUUUACAGCUUCGUUGGCUGUCAAACCCUCUUUUUAUACUUAAAAUACGUUCCUAUAAACAGUUUCAAGUCCGGAUGUGGAAGAACAGAAAGAAACUCUUCUGAUCGAUGACGUCACUCUGGUCAAAAAUCUCCUGCGCUCUGCCGACCGAUGAAGAACAGUUCCCUCUGCAGUUCAGCGACAAAGUAGAACCAAGUGUGGUGGAAAUACUGAAGCGCUGCCGGAAGCAGUUGUAUGGUAAUGCGGCGGGCGCCAGCCUUAAUCUAAACGCCCAGAUCGUUCUGGAUGUUUCAUGGGAACGACUGAACACAGGGACGUGGCGCCACGUGGACAAAGAAUGGAGACGGGUUUACUCUUAUGGCUGCCUCUUCAAAGUGGCCGCCCUGUGCCGAGAAAAUCCAUCGCAGGAGGAGGUCCUGCAGGCCGUCAGGACUUGUGACAUGGGUUUACUGAUGGGUGCGGCCAUCAUGGAUGACAUACUUCAAGCUCUUGUUCAUAUUCUGCAAAAUGAAAUAGGUAGAACCAGUAAAGAAGAGGAGAAAAGUGUAGAAGUUGUUGCCAAGAAAUUAAAGACAGAGAGCCCCCGCAGUCCUUCAAUCAGAGAAGACAAGGCAGUGCCCAGGAUCAAGUGUCCUUCCCUGGAAAGCUUCAGCACAAACUACCUGCUUCCCCUCAAACCGGUGAUUUUAGAAGGGAUCAUCGACCACUGGCCCGCUCUCAACAACCACCCCUGGAGCAUAGAGUACCUGAGAUCUGUGGCCGGUUUUCGGACCGUUCCUGUGGAGGUGGGGUCCAGAUAUACCGACGAAGACUGGUCACAAACUCUUCUUACCGUCAAUCAGUUUAUCGAUAGUUUCAUUCUAAAUGAAGUCUCCCAGGAUGGAGGUAAAAGUCGGGGUUAUCUUGCUCAGCACCAACUUUUUGAUCAGAUACCAGAGUUAAAAGAAGAUAUUCGCAUCCCAGAUUACUGCUGUCUGGGUGAAGGCGAUGAGGAUGACAUCACAAUAAAUGCAUGGUUUGGACCUGCCGGCACUGUGUCACCGCUACACCAGGAUCCCCAGCAGAACUUCCUGGCUCAGGUGGUAGGAAGCAAAUACAUCCGUCUGUAUUCCCCAGACGACACGGACAAGCUCUACCCGCAUCAGUCGCAGCUUCUUCACAACACCAGUCAGGUGGAGGUGGAGAAUCCCGACGCUGAGCUUUUCCCGGAGUUUUCCAAAGCUCCGUAUCUGGAAUGUGUUCUGGAGCCAGGAGACGUGCUGUUCAUCCCUGUCAAACACUGGCACUACGUCCGAUCCCUGCAAGUCAGCUUUUCUGUCAGCUUCUGGUGGUCAUGACCACAGAUUUGUAAUAAAACAUGAACUGAACAACCUACAGUUUGGAAACAUGUUUGAGUUCUGAAGACAUUAAGGAAAUUUCCCUCGCCUGUUUUAUUUAAAUUUUACUUAUUUCCAUGUUUCUUUCUUUAAAUUAUUGAAGAACAGUUUAAUCUAUUAGGAAUAAUUGAAUGUUAAGUAUCACAAUUUGAUGCUUACCAUAGAAAAUUUCUAAAUUAUUCUAUUUUCAUCCAUGCUGAAUUUCUUUGGGGGCUAUGGGGUUGCUGGAGCCUAUCCCAGCAACUGAUGGGUAAAGGGUGGGUACACCUUGGACAGGUCGCUAAUCUGUUCCAGGGUUCAUCCUAUUUUUUUUUUUUUUUAUUUAAACAAUUGUUAAGAACUCUUUUUAUUUCAUACAUCAUCACUUUUAUUGGUGUUAUUUCUUUUUAUUCUUUUUAUUUUUUACCCAAACAUUUGUAGAGCUAAGUGCAAACUGAACUGUGUUUAAGACUUGUUAAAUAAUCACAACUUAAUAUUUGACACAUGAUUUAUCAAUUUAAACAACAAUAAUCAGAUUUUUUUUAUUUUAUUUUAAUUCUUUGUAAAUAGUUAAACUCAAAAAAAGUCACUCAUGUAAACUUAAAGAUUUUUAAAUUCUAACCCAAACUAAUUUUUUUGGUUACAAGGUACAUUUCAACUGUGAAACACAAUGUGGAAAAAGAAUCCAGAAAAUCACUUUGCUUGAUU
Molecule: messenger RNA, 2128 nt
Organism: Oryzias melastigma (Indian medaka)
Lineage: Eukaryota; Metazoa; Chordata; Actinopteri; Beloniformes; Adrianichthyidae
Gene: kdm8
Product: lysine (K)-specific demethylase 8
Exons: 8
Coding region: 173-1402 (409 amino acids)
Cellular component (GO): nucleus
Molecular function (GO): histone H3K36 demethylase activity
Source: RefSeq, a predicted model, not a curated record